AUGACUCUUGACUUCCAUGAGAGUGACCUUCAUGGGAUGCUAAAAUUAACGGUUGUAGAUUUUGGGAUGAAGAUUUUGUUGUGGAUUGUUAUGAGGAUUAUUUUAGAGCAUUUGAGCGAAAAGCUUGAGAAUGCCCUUAACAAAGGCGAGAUUUUGGAAAAUUUAGGUAACAUUAUGGAGGAAGAAUUUCCGCUGUUGUUUUGGCUAUUGGCGUUGGUUGAGGAUGACAAGGUUGUUAAAAUUUCUCGAGCUUCAGAGCAAGUUAUGGCGGCCACGCAGCUGACUUCCGCUGCAUCUUCAGUUUCUGCAAAAGGGUUCCCCUCGUUCGAAGGUCUCAGGGCUUCGAACCCAGUUAGGGUUUCGUGCUUUCAACCUCUGAAAAACAACGGGCUUUCUCUCAGGUCGUUCCGAGGGCUUGCAGUCAGGGCUGCUACGACUGUCGCCCCAAAGUACACUUCUCUGAAGCCAUUGGGUGAUAGGGUUUUGGUGAAAAUUAAAGCAGUAGAGGAAAAGACUUCCGGCGGCAUCUUACUUCCAGCCAUGGCACAGUCGAAACCUCAAGCUGGUGAGGUAGUUGCUAUUGGCGAGGGUCGUUCAGUUGGCAAGAGCGAGGAGGAGAUCAGUGUCAAGAGCGGAGCCCAAGUGGUGUACUCAAAGUAUGCUGGGACAGAGGUUGAAUUUGACGGAUCAAAUCACCUCCUUUUGAAUGCGGACGACAUUGUCGGCAUUCUUGAGACUGAUGACGUGAAAGACAUGAAACCUCUGAAUGACAGAGUUCUAAUAAAGGUUGCGGAGGCUGAAGAGAAAACGGCUGGUGGUUUGUUGUUGACAGAGGCAAGCAAGGAGAAGCCAUCGAUUGGCACUAUUGUUGCGGUUGGGCCCGGUCCGCUUGGCAAGGAGGGUAAACGAAAGCCUUUGACUUUGGCCCCAGGAAAUACGGUUUUGUACUCUAAAUAUGCGGGCAACGAUUUCAAGGGUCUGGAUGGCUCUGAUUACAUAGCUUUACGUGAAUCUGAUGUGAUUGCUAUCCUUUCUUAG
Messenger RNA from Striga hermonthica, 1038 nucleotides. NCBI's taxonomy places the organism in Eukaryota, Viridiplantae, Streptophyta, Magnoliopsida, Lamiales, Orobanchaceae. The record is from the annotation of a GenBank genome assembly.